Pollicipes pollicipes is the source of this 644-nucleotide messenger RNA. RefSeq lists its product as uncharacterized. NCBI's taxonomy places the organism in Eukaryota, Metazoa, Arthropoda, Thecostraca, Pollicipedomorpha, Pollicipedidae. The record is from RefSeq and is a predicted model, not a curated record. The transcript is spliced from 4 exons. The coding region runs from base 208 to 498 and encodes 96 amino acids.
ACCAUGAAGUGCCAAUCCUAGGUGUGGUAAAUUUGUUUCGUCAUCAUAUUCCUCGCCUGGAUGGCUGUCGGAAUUUGCUGUGGAUUUUUCCCUGUAUGCAUUUGAGUUAGUUUGCGAACUACCCAUCGUGGGUGUCAGUGGACCGUAGGCCAUAACAGUCAGAAACGAUUGCAACCGAAAGGGAUUCGUAGGCCGUCUGUUUGAACCAUGGAGAUGGCGCUGCUGCGUCGGCAGCUGUCACCGCUGAUGGUGGCCGGCUUCCUCGUGUGCGUGGCGCUUAUGUCGCUGCUGGCCGGACUGGAGUUCACCAGGCACAUAAACGCGCGCCGGAAGGAGGACAAGUUUGUGGAGUACACUGCUCAGGUGAAGGAGGUGAAUGCUAUGAUGGAGAACCUCGAGGCACGGUUUGAGAUCAGUAGCCAUGAAAUGCAGUCGCUGAGGAACAAAACUCGGGAGCUGGCUGCGUUGAUAAAGCUGCAUCUCGACAGCAAUAGCUGACGGCUGCGGACGCCUCUGGGCGUGUGGUGGCGGGCCGGGCCCCCGGCCGCCCGUGCUCGCACCGCCGAUGGGCCGGCAGCGGCCUUCGCCGGGGUGAGCUGGCGAUCUUCCGGCCUUGACUGGCGGCCAGCGCGCGUCACAGCCGC